UAGUUAGUUAGUUAGCUAGUUGUAUCCACCUUCACUCUACUCUCAUUUUCGUCCUACUAAUUCUACUAAUAACAGUACGCAUACAUACACACAUACAGACAGACAUACGCAUACACUCACACACGCACUUUCCAUCGUUAUAUACACUAGAGGUUAGAUGUAAGUAUAUAUAUACAGACAUAACGCGCUAGGACACGUGAACAUAAGCAUAGACACACAAUACACACGUGCACACAGACACACAGACACACACACACAUACACUGAGAGGAGAGAAAUAUAGCUACAACACUAGUGUUGUAAUACUUUUGAAUGGAUUCAUCAAUCUGCUGUUGUCCUGACAUCGUUUAUUUCACUAGUUUGUUAAUAUUUGAACUUGAAACUAAUACACUGAGACUUUCUAAUGUACUCAGCAUCAUCAUCAUCAAUUAUAUUGCAUAUCUAAAAUAAAUGAAAUUUAAUGCCGUAAUAAAGUUUGGAAUGUACAGUAGCGUUUCUGGAAAUACAUAUUUUUUAUAUGUCGACUGUUGCUGUUAGCAGGGAAGGCAAAUAAUACAUAUGCGCAAGAAUACCAACACAAUCACUACUGUCUUCACUGUUGACGUCUGACUAGAGGGGAAAAAGGCGACAGUGAAGGCGAACGAGACGGAAUGGAAUAAAAUGCGGUUUUCACACUACAACCUGUGAUUUAUCCGGAUUUAUAGUAUACACAUACACAUACAUAUAAAUAUAAAUAUACGCAUAUCUAGUGCAUAAAAAGUACCGUUUUGCGGAGGUGAACGUCAUGUGGAAGAAAUGCUGUAUAAUAAGCUGUGUCAAGUGUAGCCAACACCAAGAGAAUGAUUAUCGUCAGAAAAACCUAACCAAACUGAAAACAUCGGGGAAUUCAACAACAAAUUCGGAUGUUAUGCCACCUUUACUGUUGGUAAAUUCUACAGAUUUAAAACCAAUUGAAAAUAAUCACUCUAUGAAUUCAAAGUGUGAUCCACAAGAGAAGAAUAAUGCAAAUACAAAUAUUGUUGUUGCUGCUGAGAAAGAGAAACUGUCUACAAGUCCUGCUGAUGUGUCCACUACACUGAACACGAAUGAAUUAAACUCGAUUAAGCCUGAAAUUAGGGUGGAGAGUAAUAAUUCUGUAGUACAGAUAAGUGGAAGUACCACUGACUCGAUUAACCCUACUACUACUACUUCUAAUACUAAUAUUAAUGUUAUACCAGGCGAUAGUCCAAUGUCCACCUCUUCCACCUCCGUCUCAUUAACCGAUACAACCAACUCGGCGAUAAUAAAGCGUCCUUUGAAACCUGUAGAUUCAUUUGUACACAGAAGAGAAAGGGAAGAGGAAGGCGUUAGACCGUUCAAUCAGUUAUUUAGGCGAUCUAUUUCCAAUGCACAUUUCACUUCUAUUAAUCAUUCACACCAUCAUAAUCAGCAUUAUCAUCAGCAACAAGCACAACAGAAUUCUAAUUCUAAUAAUAAUAAUGUUAAUAAUAGUAAUAAUCAAACUAUUCCUACAUUUUUCUUACCCCGUACAACAACGUCUGAUUCUACAACAACACUCUCGUUAACACUGUCCCCCAAUAAUACACCGACUAUGUAUGAUUCAACUGGUCUACAACCGGGAACAAAAAAACCACCUAUCCGUAGAGGAUCUAUGAUAGUAAGACUUGGUAGAUCAAGUACCGGUGGAACAGGUGGCAUUACUGGCGGAUGCGGCGGCGGAGGCGGAGGCGGCGGUGGUGGUGGCAGUCUGUCAAGUACAAAUGGAUUAGCUGGAAUACUAACUGAUCCUACAAAUAAUCUACCGGGCAGUGCUGUUGAAGGUGUCAUUGUAACUCCAUUUGCUCAAGUACUUGUUAGUAUGCAACGAAUACGGAGUGCAUUUAUCCGGUUAACAGCUGCUCAAGUGACAAAUAGAUACAACAUUUCUACUGUAUUCGAUUCGGGUUCAACGGAAAUUCUAACACCGGAUAGUGCUGAAUAUAAGGCGAUCGCGAAUGAAACACUUGAAGAAUUGGAAUGGUGCUUGAAACAACUGGAAAAUAUUCAAACAAAGCGACCUGUUUCAGAUAUGGCAUUUUCAAAAUUCAAACGUUUGCUAAACAAAGAGUUGAGCAGUUUUGGCGAAGCUGAUAAAUCUAGGCAUCAAAUAUCUGCAUACAUUUGUGAAACAUUUUUGGAAACUGAAAAAGAUGCUGAAGCCAAUGAAGAGAUUGAAUCAAUGCUGGAGAGACGACGUAGCAGUGGCCAGUCACACUGUUCCAACAGUGGACAAGACUCGGGCAAUGGAAAUAAACGGCAUUCAUCAAUAGCCAGUGACGUGAACGCCAGUAUAUCCAGUGCGAAAUCACCGGAUUCCUCUUCAAAAGGAAAACUGGAAUCUCCUGGCAGUGCAUCCGCGGAAUCGCAUAAAGUUACCCAACCAAGUGAUACAAACACGUCUGCAGCAAGACAGUCAAUGACAAAUUCAUCAAAAGGAACAAAUGUUGACGAGAAAUCUGGAACAGACAAUGCGUCGACACUUCCGAUUCACGGUGUUGAAACUCCCAAUGACAAAGAACUAGAAGAGAGAUUUACUCAAAGCUUAGAUGAAUGGGGUUUGGAUAUCUUUGAAAUUGAUCGGUUGUCCAACGGACAUGCACUCACAACUGUAGCCUACAGAAUAUUUCAGAAACGUGAUCUCCUGAGGACUUUCUGUAUAGAUCCAAGCGUUUUUGUACGCUAUAUGUUAAAAGUGGAAUCCACGUAUCAUGCUGAUGUUCCGUAUCACAAUUCAAUGCAUGCAGCUGAUGUUUUACAGACAUCGCAUUAUUUACUACAAGCAGAAACACUGGAUGAUGUGUUCAGUGAUCUGGAGAUCUUAGCUGUUCUUUUCGCCUCAGCUAUCCACGAUGUCGAUCAUCCUGGAGUAACAAAUCAAUUUCUUGUCAAUACCGGGCAUGAAUUAGCCUUACAGUACAAUGAUUCCUCUGUACUGGAGAAUCAUCAUCUUUAUAUGGCCUUUAAAAUUCUAAGUGAACCAGAAUGCGAUAUAUUUGCUAACUUAGGCGUUAAGAAACGUCAAACACUGCGUAGAAUGGUAAUAGAACUGGUACUAGCAACAGACAUGUCCAAACAUAUGAGUUUGUUAGCUGACCUACGGACAAUGGUUGAAACUAAAAAGGUUUCUGGAUCGGGUAUACUGAAUUUGGACAAUUAUGCAGAUCGAGUACAGAUUUUGCAAAAUAUGAUCCACUGUGCUGAUCUGAGUAAUCCAGCUAAACCGUUACGAUUAUAUCGAAAGUGGACUGGACGUCUAAUUGAAGAAUUCUUUAGACAAGGGGAUAAAGAAAGAAAACUAUCACUUGAAAUUAGUCCAAUGUGUGAUCGUGAAUCUGUAGCAAUUGAAAAAUCCCAGGUUAGUUUCAUUGACUUCGUAUGCCAUCCUUUAUGGGAAACCUGGUGUGAUCUUGUCCAUCCUUGUGCUCAGCUAGUUCUAGACACCCUGGAAGACAACAGAGACUGGUAUGAAUGCCAAGCAGAGGAUCCCAAGUCGAAAGGUGCUCAGUCUGCAAGACCAAAGUUGGCGACUGCAGCUGAAGAUGACGAGGAAGUGUCAAUAACCUCAGGAAAUGCACAAGAACAAUAAGUUUAUUCUACAGAAACAUACAUACAUACACACAAACAGACAAACAAACAAUUACACAACUGUUUGUUAUACAAUAUGCCUUUUGUCUAAAUAACCUUUGUGCUACAAUUGUCAAAAUCACGUAUUUAUUGAGUUAUGAAAUGAAUACGCUGACAGAUGUCCUCCUACACUCAAAUUUGUUUUUCUAAAUGACACACCUACCUAUCAGCAAGCACACACACACAAACACAAACACACAAACACAAGAAAACACUGACUUUUAUCUAGGUACCAAUAAUAAUAACAAUAAUAAUAAUACUGUUGCUGAUCCCCCUAUUUUUUUUCCUUGACAAGUUUAUUUUUUGUUUUGUUUAUUUUGAAUUAUAAACAAUUGCAGAAAUGAUGAAUACGUGUCGGGUUGCCUGAACUCUCUAUCUCUCUCUCUCGCUCUCUCUAUCGUAUCGGUUCUGUUUACCCUCCUUUUUUUUCAUUAUUCAUAUUCACCUGAUUGUUGUUCAUCACAUUUACUGAUCGAUUUAUUUGUAAACAAUUUCUGCAUAUAAGGAGAAAGAACCACAGAUGUCAAUCUCAUUCAUAUGCAUUCAAUGCAUAGAAAUACAUAAAAAAACAGCGCUAACGAUUGUGUAUUUUUGGAGGAAAAGCUAGUCGUAAAUUACGAUAUCUCCACUUCAUACUAUUUUUUCCCCCGACAGUUUGAAUAGUUCCUAGUUGGGAAAUGAGCAUCAAUGCAGGUGCUGAAACUGACAGAAACACACAAGAAAGAAUGUACUCCUCAUGCAUAUAUACAUUUUUACAUUUAUUGACAAGAUUGGGAUAAUGAUACAGCCGGGCAGGCAGGCAGGCAGGAAGGCAAGCAGGCGUGCAUUUUACUUCUUUCCUAAAGUAGUAACACAUUUUGUCCAACCCGUGUCGGUAAUCACUGUGUCCGACAUCAUACCCUCGGUCAAAUGGAAUGAUUCUCUAUUUUAAUAAACAACAUUAUUAACCAUUGUUACCAGUCAUUUCGACUGCUGAUCACCCUUCUUCUCAACAUCCUCUUCCUCCAGAUUUCUUUUUUUAUGGCUGCUUAUUUUGAUUCCGCUUUAUACAACAGCCUUGUACUCUUGUGUCGUGUUUUCGCCAAAACACUACUGAGUGUUGAAUGUGAGAACUAUAUGUAUGAAUACAUUUCAUAUUCCUUCUUAAAGUCCCUCUCUCUAUCUGUCUCUCUUCUAAUUUACAAGGAUGCUCGGUGAUAUGGAGCUUGGUUCAUCUUUUUUUUUCCCAACCUUUCAUUUUAUUUUAUCUCGAACAGAAGUAGUGGAAACUGAACAGUCACACUGUUUUUCAAUCAUGAUGACGAGGUUGUCAAGAGAUGUGGAACAAACAAGUAGACUUGAUACCAAAACCAUGAAAUGUUUCAACUUUUGUGACUUUUGCAUGAAUCUAAAAGUUGUUUAUUUCCUUUACAAAAAGAACAAGAAACUAUUUCUUUCAGCGCCUAGUGAGUAGUAUCUGCUUUGUGUUUGUUUGAGUGCGCGUGUGUGUGUGUAUGUAAAAACUGGCUGAUUUAUACACCCAUUGAUGAAUACUCUUGGAGCAUACAAAUAAUUGUGUUACUUUUAUUGUACUAUAAUAAUAAUAAUAAUAAUAAUGAUUUUAUGACACCCAGUAUUCAUAUAAAAUCUAUUAACCUGUUAUGAUUAAUACUGAUACUAUUAUUAUUACGACUGUU
Messenger RNA from Trichobilharzia szidati, 5338 nucleotides. The record is from the annotation of a GenBank genome assembly. NCBI's taxonomy places the organism in Eukaryota, Metazoa, Platyhelminthes, Trematoda, Strigeidida, Schistosomatidae.